Erigeron canadensis is the source of this 1372-nucleotide messenger RNA. RefSeq names its product transcription elongation factor TFIIS-like. Lineage: Eukaryota; Viridiplantae; Streptophyta; Magnoliopsida; Asterales; Asteraceae. The transcript has 2 exons. Gene Ontology annotation, biological process: DNA-templated transcription; transcription elongation by RNA polymerase II. Gene Ontology annotation, cellular component: nucleus. The record is from RefSeq and is a predicted model, not a curated record. Bases 56 to 1126 code for a protein of 356 amino acids. Gene Ontology annotation, molecular function: zinc ion binding; nucleic acid binding.
UGUUUUAUAUCUAUACUCUCAAUUUUCCAUUGGUGUAGCGAUCUGCGUGGACACAAUGGAGACGGAGCUGAAAGAGCUUUUUGAGGCAGCCAAAAAAGCCGCCGACGCCGCCGCUGGUGAUGGCGGAGGCGCGGCGGAAGAAGAUCGGUGUAUUGAUGCCUUGAAUGCCUUGAAGAAAUUUCCCGUCAACUAUCAAAUUCUUGUUUCCACUCAGGUUGGAAAGCGUCUUCGUCAAUUAACAAAGCAUCCUAGAAAGAAGAUCCAGUCCCUAGCUGCUGAGCUGGUCGAAAUUUGGAAAAGUAUAAUAGUCAAAGAGACGUUAAAGAACAAGGUAAAUGGAGGCUCAGAUUCCCAGGCAUCUAUGAAGUCCGAGCAUGGAUCAGAUACAUCUAAUAAGAAAGUCCAAAGAGUGAACUCAAUCAAGGUUGAGAAGCAUGGUUACAGUGCCACAUCAUCAUCUUCUUCUGAGAAAAUAGUUAAUGCUGUCAAAGUCGAAAAGCGAGAAAAUACUAGAGUUGGGCAUGAUACGAAAGAAGAAAACAAGAGAAUAAAUAAGUCUACAACAAAUAGUGUGGCUCCACCAAAACUAACUUCCCUUGUUUAUUGCAAGGAUCCUAUAAGAGACAAAGUUCGUGAACUUCUUUCAGAGGCAUUAUGCAAAGUUCACGGGGAGAUUGAUGAUGAACUUAGAGAUGAAGCAGAAGCAUCUGAUCCAUACAGAGUUGCUGUUUCGGUGGAGUCUGCAAUGUUUGAAAAGUGGGGAAGAUCUAAUGGUGCACAGAAAUUUAAAUACAGAUCAAUAAUGUUCAAUAUCAAGGAUCCUAAAAAUCCAGAUUUUAGAAGGAAAGUGUUACUUGGACAUGUGAAGCCAGAAAGGAUUCUGGAAUUGACCCCUGAAGAAAUGGCGAGCACUGAAAGACAAAUGGAGAAUGGGAAAAUAAAGGAGAAAGCUUUGUUUGAUUGCGAACGUGGUUUACCACCUAAGGCUACAACCGAUGAAUUCAAAUGCGGUCGUUGUGGAAAAAGGAAAUGCACUUACUACCAGCUGCAGACUCGGAGUGCUGAUGAACCCAUGACGACAUUUGUAACAUGUGUAAACUGUGACAAUCAUUGGAAGUUCUGUUGAGGAACUACAGCCUGUAAAGUUGAGCAGAGAUCGUUUAAUCUCCUCUGAGCCGGCUUUGUUUCAGGUGAAUUCAGCUUUUAUAUUGUUUUAUUUGAGUUGUUAGAAACGAUUGUUUGUUUGUCAGUUAUAGUUAUAGAUGUAUCAUGUAAGUGUUCAUUUGCGCCUUAAUGUCAUCGAGGCCAUUGUGAUAAGUUACCAUAAUUCAAACAUUCAGUUAUAUGCCAGUACCUCCUUGGACUUAUUUUA